Messenger RNA from Lycium ferocissimum, 303 nucleotides. RefSeq names its product glycine-rich protein DOT1-like. The record is from RefSeq and is a predicted model, not a curated record. Lineage: Eukaryota; Viridiplantae; Streptophyta; Magnoliopsida; Solanales; Solanaceae. Bases 1 to 303 code for a protein of 100 amino acids. The transcript has a single exon.
AUGAUAGUUGUUGCAGCAACUAUCAAAGUUUUGAAUUUUUUUGCAAAAAGUGAAGGGUGGAAGACAGGUAAAAAAGGUGGAGGAGGUGGUGAUGGUAGUGGCAGAAGAGAAGGUGGUGGUGGAAGUGGAGGCGGAGGUAGUGGUAGAAGAGGAAGAAGUGAUAGUGGUGGUGGAGGAGGAGGUGGCGGCGAACAAGGUGUAGGUGGCGGCGGAGGAGGUGUAGGUUGUGGCGAAGGUGGGGGUGGUGAUAACGACAGAGGAGGCGUAAGUGAGAGGGGCGGGGCGGUGGCAGCGAGGGAAUAA